AUCAUAUUGGUCUUACAAUUACCAAUCAACCCGGUCACGGAGUGUACCUGUUUCGCCCGCGUUCUUGAGUUCAGGCCGCCGCAAGCAGUUAUCGCGGAAGCCAAGGGUGGCAACGGGAGGCCUCAAAGUCAGCUAGGACAAUCCAUAACCAACGUGUGAUAAACUUCUUUGUCCGCGCCAUGGUGCGCGGCGCACAGGUUGCGGGCGGGCGUGGCACGCCUACGCUGCAGACGUCUCUCGCUCCAAGCUUGAGGGCCGUCGCGCCCCUGGCUCCGCUGCUGGCAUACCCGUCGCCAACCGCACGCCUCGGCGCCGCGUGCGGUGCCUUGCCAGCCUCCUCCUCCUCCUCCUCCCAAAGCUGCACCGCGUUGUCAUGCCUCCUUCACAGCCCCUUCCUCCGCCUCCAUAGCCACAGCCACAGCCCCAGUGCCACAGCGGCGCCCCUGCAGCGCCACACAGCCGCCGCGCCAUCCACCUCCAGCAGCGCCCGCAGCGGCCGCGCGCUCCACGGCCGCGCCGCGACCGCGUUGACCGCGGUCAACGCCAGCGGCGCGGGGCCGGCAGCUUCUGCCAGCUCCGCGGCGCCAGCUGCCAUCGUGCUGGGCAUUGAGAGUAGCUGCGAUGACACGGGCGUGGCGGUGGUGACGUCAGACGGCAGGGUGUUGGGGGAAGCUAUCGCCACACAGGCAGACAUCCACUCGCAGUGGGGCGGCGUGGUGCCUAACCUGGCGCGUGACGCCCACGCCGCCGCCAUUGAUGCGGUGGUGGAGCGGGCGCUGGCGGCUGCGGGCCUGCGCCCCGAACAGCUGAGUGCAGUGGCGGUCACCGUCGGACCCGGGCUGGGGCUGUGCCUGCGAGUGGGCGCUGCCAAGGCCCGGGAGAUCGCCCGCGCCCACCGCCUGCCGCUGGUGUCCGUACACCACAUGGAGGCACACGCGCUGGUGGCACGACUGCCCGCCGCCGCCGCCGCGGCGGCGCCGCCGGCGGUACGGCUGGCGGCGGUGGCGGCGCCGACGUCUCCGUCCGCCGCCACAGGCAGUACGGCGUCGUGGGACACGCGAAUGGAGCUGCGGCCGGAGGCGCCGGACGUGGUUGGAAGCGGUUCGGACGCUUCUUCAUCCACAUCAUUAGCAUCCUCAUCAUCCGUACCAGCAUCAUCAACAGCAGCAGAAUCAGCAGCAGCAGCAUAUGCAUCAGGAGCAACAUCAGGCGCAGCGGACGGAGCCUCGAGCAGCUCUGGCGCAGCGCCCCAAGCAGGCGCAACAGCAACGGAACGCGGGCCUACGGCAUCCACCUCCGGGAGAGGCGGCGGCGGCGGCGCCGCCGCCGCCGCCUCCGGCGACAGGGAGCUGGACGCGGCGGCGGUGCUUGCUGACGUCAGCGCCGCCGCCGCCAGCCUGCCGUUUCCCUUCCUGUGCCUGCUGGUGUCGGGCGGCCACAACUUGCUGGUGCUGGUGCGGGGCGUGGGCAGCUACGUGCAGCUGGGCACAACAAUGGACGACGCGCUGGGCGAGGCGUACGACAAGGUGGCUCGGCUGUUGGCUCUGGAGAUGCGGCCGCACGGCGGGGCGGCGCUGGAGGCGCUGGCGCGGCAGGGCGACGCCACGGCCUUCAAGUUUGCGGUGCCGAUGCGCAAGUACGGCACAUGCGACUUCUCAUUCGCGGGGCUCAAGACCAGUGCGCGGCUGGCCAUCGAGCAGACGCUGUCGCCGGCGGCGGUGGAGGGCCUGAGCCCGGAGCAGGUCAACAAGGCCAAGGCCGACAUCGCCGCCUCCUUCCAGUCCGUGGCGGUGACGCACCUGCUGGAGAAGAGCCGCCGCGGCGUGGCCUGGGCGCGGGAGAUGGAGCCGGGCCUGGCGCACCUGGUGGUGGCGGGCGGCGUGGCGUGCAACCAGGUCGUGCGCGCGGCGCUCAACCAGCUGGCGGACAAGGAGGGGCUGCAGCUGGUGCUGCCGCCGCCGCGCUGGUGCACCGACAACGGCGUCAUGACUGCCUGGGCCGGCAUCGAGCGACUAGCCAGGGGCUGGGCAGAGCCGCCGCCGCCGCCGCUGCCGCUGCCGUCGCCGGCGGAGCGGGAGGCGGCGGCGGUAGCCGCCGCCGCCGCUGCGGAGGCGGCGGCAGCUUACCCCGCCAGCCUGGCAUCCGUGGGCGAGGAGGAGGUGGCGGGGGUGUCCGGGUCAGGGGCGGCGGCGGCGGCGGCGGCGACUGGAGGCGCGGCGGGUGGCGGGGAGGAGUGGAUUGAGCUCAAGCCGCGCUGGCCGCUGACGUCGGAGCUACACCCUCGCUCGGCGGCGGCGCAGGCGGACCAGCGGCGGUCCAUUAAAAAAGUGCGCAUGGCGGUGCCGCUGUCAGACCUGGAGCCGCCGUCGCCGCCGCCGGGUCUGGCGGCGGGGGCGGCGGCGGCCGGGGCGGGGGCGGCGGCGGCGGGCGCGGCGCGAUAGCGUCAUGGCACAUACGUG
Chlamydomonas reinhardtii is the source of this 2459-nucleotide messenger RNA. RefSeq lists its product as uncharacterized. The transcript is spliced from 8 exons. Lineage: Eukaryota; Viridiplantae; Chlorophyta; Chlorophyceae; Chlamydomonadales; Chlamydomonadaceae. Gene Ontology annotation, biological process: tRNA threonylcarbamoyladenosine modification. Gene Ontology annotation, cellular component: mitochondrion. Bases 180 to 2441 code for a protein of 753 amino acids. The record is from RefSeq and is a predicted model, not a curated record.